Messenger RNA from Fusarium subglutinans, 1260 nucleotides. RefSeq lists its product as uncharacterized. The transcript has 3 exons. The record is from RefSeq and is a predicted model, not a curated record. The coding region runs from base 1 to 1260 and encodes 419 amino acids. NCBI's taxonomy places the organism in Eukaryota, Fungi, Ascomycota, Sordariomycetes, Hypocreales, Nectriaceae.
AUGAGUGCUCACGACGUUGAUAAUGCCCACGAUGGCGUCACCAUCCAACUUCCCCCGGCAUCAAAGGAUACAGAUCCUUCUACGGAGUCCCUUAAACAAUCGAUAGAGACUCCUCUCAAGUUCCAAAUACCUGAAGAUUGCCGCACCUUCACGCCUUUUCCUCGCCUGCCGCCAGAGAUACGUGCCCAGAUAUGGCAAGCUACCCUGGAGACUCCCGGCAUGCACUUUCUCAAAAUCGACACUGACUGGCACCCGGCAACAGGGCUUGGAAAAUGGUGGCUCAAAGAGUCGACGUUCCUCCACGCAAGUGCUCAAGGUCAAGAUGGGGAUGUUGAUUCUAUGGCGUUCGAGGUCAGAAGGGAAGCUCGCCCAACUGCAAAGGUGUACGGUACACUGAAGCCUCUCUACCCCACUCCACAAGCCGAUAUCUCUUAUUACACGAAUCUCCAUCAACAGCUCACCAAACUUUCCGUCACAUGCAAUGAAGCUGCCGCCGUAGCCAAGUCCCUUACAAAUCGGUCUACGACUUUUCGCCUUAACACUGGCCGGAUUGUUAGUCUCAACUCCUUCUCGGAUGUCAUCUAUCUCGAAUACGUCCCACCUGAAGUCUACGAAGACAGCAUACGCUUCAACAAGGUUCUGAACUGCUCAGGGCUCGAUCAAAUCCGUAAGGUCGCGGUCAGAUAUUGCCACAAAUGGUUCUUGGCUCAAUAUCUCCCCAACCUGGAGCAGUUCUUCUUUGUCGAUUACCUCAUUCUACGUAAAUCCGACCUCAAUGCUGCCACAGAUCACCACGGGUUCCAGAGAGACUUGAAAGCGAAAACAGGCACAUGCAGGUUCGAGGGCGGGAACAGAAGCUAUUUCGAAGCGGAUACGCAAGAUUGGACUAUCAGCUCCAGAGUUCUUCAAGUCAAAUCUUGGCUACAGGAGAACUUUGUCAAAUACGCCAAGUCGAGCAGCCUGAGCACCCACAAGAACCCAGAGCAGGUCGAGUUUAGAGUUCUCGCUUGCGAAUGGAAUGUUGAACCACCAUCAGAACCAAAGAAGGCACUGGCGAUACCGGUUAAGAAAGGAAGAAACAAGAGAGCCAAUAGCGAGGAGCACACUUUAUCAAGGACGAACCGACGAGGAUCGACGCCGACGGCAUCAAGUCCUGUUGCCGAUAGCCUCCCACUCGACCUGGCUAUCAAGUUCCCGUUCGUUUUUGACGCAGGGGGCAGCAACAACUUUGAGUUCACCUUUUCUAUGUCCCUAAAAUGA